CUCGUCCUCCACCAUCCCGGCGAUCCUCGCGUUCCCUGUAGGAGCUCGGCCUUGAGUCAUACCGAGAUGUAGUUCACAAGGUUGUCCAUACUCAUCUCGUUGCUGACCUGCACUACGACGGACAGCGAGAGUAUGAUGUCCGCCGCGCUCUGAGUUUAUUCGAACAGAGUCGGGUCGAGGUUCAGCCUGCAUAUAUAUGCGUUAGGUCACGCCUGUACGGAUGUCUCACACACUGCCUACCUCGAGCCGCGCCCGUUUGGCCUGCUCCCUUGUCUUGCGCUCCGCGAUCUCCGCCUUCUUCCUGGCUUGCCACUCUGUCUUUUUGGCGGUGCGGAGGACAAGUCGACGUUCGUCUUCCUCUAGAUGACGCUUGAUUCCGCCAGCGAGUAAGUCGCGUGCGUCGGCGCACUUCGCGCGGUGGCGGGUGAGGUAUUUGAAGCCCCGGCCGCAUCCCUCGCAUUGAUGGACCAUGAGAGCAGCAAGUAGGAUGUAGAUCAGUACCAAGAGGCGCACUGGAGACUGCUCUGUGUGUUGCAGAACAGUGCGGCGACGCGAAAAUUCGACAAACGAAUCCCGGUGGACCGUGCGCGGUCACAUGACAGGCGCGACAACACGAUCUGACGCCCAGACACCUCACCGAUCGCGUCACUUACCACAUCGGGUGGGCUUCUUCUGCCCGUCUUCUCUCUAAGCCUCAAAUACUCUGGGAUGGACAACUUUUCCUCCAAUAUUCCUAUCUUGCUUCCAUACCGCUAUCCUCAAGCGUACAGAAGGCCAUCCUCCUCCUCUGAACCAUUUCGGCCCCGUCGUGAAAGUUAGCCCCGGAGACCUUGUUGGGGUCAACAAGGAAUCAUAUCUCCACGUUCCUCCUCGAUACGUUUCCUGCCGAGUUCGACCCGCGUCUGUCCAGCUCAGGCAUCAAGUACUUCUUUAUGGGCGACCAUCACAGGAUAAGGCGUCCCAGGCCCACGUGAGUGAUAUUCCACGGUGAUUGGGGCGCAUAUAGGUACUUCUAUGCGCGCAUAUACCCAACCCUUCGUGCACAGGUACGUUGCAUCCCGCUCGCCCAGCCCGCCUUCAGGCAAAAGGCCUCGAAAGCACAAUCCUCAUCAGGCCGGUCAGGCAUCCUCGCGUGAUCGCCCCCAACCAGACGAUCCGAGGCGCCGUCAAGACCAUCGAGAACCCGCUGCCGGCACCUCGGUGUGGGACGAGCACGCCGAUGCCCGACGUCCACCCCUCUCGAUUCCCUCACGUCCGACCAAAACUUGGGAUAACGAAUGGUAUCCGCCCGAAGGUACAGAGUUGGCCAAAGAUCCAGAGGCCUACCUGUCUUCACCAGAUAGUACCCAACCACGCCCCCGCGAGCCAGCAAGCUGUCCCCACCCUUCCAAUCUCGUGCAGCCUCCCCCUCCCGCGAGCCCGUAGAACGACGUCGCCGCCCAUCCUCCCCGCUCCCGGCCGAGCGCCGCGCUCCUCACCCCUCCGCACAUGACCACCAAAAACGCGUCUCCCCCGACAGGCGCAGCCGUGUUGAACGCGUCGAUACAUCUAAGUCGUACACUUAUGCGCGGUCAAGGCGUCGCCGCCCCCGAUCGGCGUCCAGGUCAUCAAGCCCUGGUUCCUCUCGUUGCUCAUAUUAUAGACGACGUCGCUACGAGUUGUAUUCGACCACCUCAUUGCCCUCCCGCUCCCGUUCAUCAAAGAGAAGCCAGCGUCGCAAGCGCGAACAUGACGAUUCCGUCGAGGAAGAACUGACGUGGAGUCAGUUCAAGCGCCAUAUGAUGCGCGUCCAGAAAAGCUAUGGAGUGUUUUCCCUUGAUCUCAGGGAGAAGGCCUCGCAUCUGGCCAGCCUGCGUGAUCUCGCGCGUUUCCUGCCGCGACAGUACAUGCCUUAUCACAACUUCAACUCUAUGUUCGUUACAGGCAUGAGCAUCUGACAUCUUGGCUCGAUGUCGGAGGCCGAUCGCACCAAGCGGAUCAAGGCCAUUCGCAAACUGUGAGGCGCGUAUUUGGCUCGCGCUCUUCACUACCUGUGUAUCUUCUAGGAAAUCAAAUGACACAAUAUUUCGUAUUCGCCUUUGAGGAUCUCAUCAAGGAGCAUGCAAUUUCUCAAAGUUAUGCCGAGAAGCUCAAUGACCGUCCGCAGGACAUAUUGGCUGUAGCGCGCUUUGUACGUCUCUCUAUAUGCCUAUUUCAGCACCAGACCGUUGGUGGCAAGUCGUACUUGAACGUUGGGGGAAUCCGCUGCUUGGUGUUGCAGUGGCGAGCAGGUCAAUUCCUGUACCUGAUGUAGACAGCAAGCGCGUGGUUGGUGGACUGGAAGGGUUUCUGUGGUAUAGCCGUAUAGGGAACACAACAUCCGUCUUCAUGUUUGCGCCGUUUGCGUUGCGAUUUCUGAUCGAGUCAACCGUGAUCCAUCACUGUACAUUUUGAAACUUCG
This is a messenger RNA of Dichomitus squalens LYAD-421 SS1, 2440 nucleotides long. RefSeq lists its product as uncharacterized. NCBI's taxonomy places the organism in Eukaryota, Fungi, Basidiomycota, Agaricomycetes, Polyporales, Polyporaceae. The transcript has 2 exons. The record is from RefSeq and is a predicted model, not a curated record. The coding region runs from base 1015 to 1425 and encodes 136 amino acids.